Messenger RNA from Rhea pennata, 2244 nucleotides. RefSeq names its product myeloperoxidase (gene MPO). The transcript is spliced from 13 exons. Gene Ontology annotation, biological process: response to oxidative stress; defense response to bacterium. NCBI's taxonomy places the organism in Eukaryota, Metazoa, Chordata, Aves, Rheiformes, Rheidae. Bases 82 to 2244 code for a protein of 720 amino acids. Gene Ontology annotation, molecular function: peroxidase activity; heme binding. The record is from RefSeq and is a predicted model, not a curated record.
GGGUGAACACCCGUGAAUGGCUCCACUUUGCCGUUCAUUUAGGUGCUACGACAUUUGCUGAAUCUUGACACUCAGCCAGGGAUGAAGGCAGAAAUCAGCUUUCUGGGCUUUUUGGUGACCCUCAGCCUGUUCCAAGCAUCUGUAUUGUCUUCACAUGAUCUCUUAGAGGAACUGUCAGAUGCAUCACUCCUGAGCAGUGUUAAUGAAGCCAAACAGCUAGUGGAUUCAGCCUACAAGCUCACACGUGACAAGAUAAAGAAGAGUUUGCAGAACAGUGCCUUGACCCCAAUACAGCUCCUAGGAUAUUUCAAACAGCCAGUGGCAGGAACUCGCUCCGUAGUUCGGGCUGCAGAUUACAUGGAAACCGCCCUGACCCUUGUCAAGGAGAAGCUGCAAUGGACUGUGAAGGGGGAUUUCAAUGUCACAGACAUGCUCACACCAGCUCAGCUGGGGAUGGUUUUCAAGGCAACUGGAUGUGACCAGCAAAAUAAGAAAAUAAACUGUGAAGCUGCUUCCCACUACCGAACGAUCACUGGCGAGUGCAACAACAGGAGAAAUCCAUCACUAGGAGCUUCAAACAGAGCCCUUGUCAGAUGGCUGCCAGCAGAAUAUGAAGAUGGUGUGUCACUCCCCCGUGGGUGGACAGAAGGAAAGCGUUUCUCUGGAUUCUCUCUUCCAUUGGUUCGAAAAGUGUCAAAUGAGAUUGUUCGUUUCCCCCCCGAGCAGCUCAAGCUGGACCAGCAGAGAUCACUCAUGUUCAUGCUGUGGGGUCAGUUCAUUGACCACGACCUGUCUUUCAGUCCCCACACGCCCGCUAGAGUUUCCUUCAGGGGCAAGGUGGACUGUGAGACCAGUUGUGCCAAACAACCCCCCUGCUUUCCUAUCAAGAUCCCACGCAAUGACCCACGAAUUAAAAACACAGAAGACUGCAUUCCAUUCUUCCGCUCAGCUCCUGCUUGUGACAGAGGCAAAGCAAUUCGAGAUCAGAUCAAUGCGCUCACAUCCUUUCUUGAUGCUAGUAUGGUGUAUGGCAGUGAAGCACCUUUGGCCAACAGAUUGAGGGACCAGACCAACCAGCUGGGCUUGAUGGCAGUUAAUAAAAAUUUCACUGAUAGAGGGAUGGCUUUUAUGCCCUUUGGCAAUGCACAGAAGGACCCCUGUCUUAUGGUCAGUGGGAGAUACAAAAUCCCAUGCUUUAUUGCUGGUGACUCUCGAGCAAAUGAGAUGCUGGAGCUGACGUCCAUGCACACACUUUUUGUGCGGGAGCACAAUCGCCUGGCUAGAGGGCUGAAGAGAUUAAAUCCCCACUGGAAUGGAGAGAAGAUCUACCAGGAGGCACGGAAGAUCGUAGGUGCCAUGAUCCAGAUUAUAACCUACAGGGACUACCUGCCUCUUCUACUGGGAACUAGUUUCCAGAGAAUGAUACCUUGCUACCGAGGCUACAAUGAUUCUGUGGAUCCUCGAGUGUCCAAUGUCUUCACUCUGGCUUUUCGUUUUGCGCAUGCUUCAGUUCCCCCAUCUGUGGAGCGCUUAAAUAAAUAUUACAAGCCUGCACACCCCAAAAUCCAACUCAGUAAAGCCUUCUUUGCUGUAUGGAGAAUUGUGAAAGAAGGUGGUAUUGACCCUCUUCUCCGGAGCCUGAUGGCUAAUCAGGCCAAGCUGAUGACACAGCAACAAAUGGUUGUGGAUGAGCUCCGGGAUCGGCUGUUUGAGCAGGUUGAAAGGAUUGGGUUGGAUUUACCUGCACUUAACAUGCAGCGUUGCAGAGAUCAUGGCCUCCCAGGUUAUAGCUCCUGGAGACAAUUCUGUGGGCUUUCAAACCCUCGUGAUUUGAGGACACUUGCUCAAGUGUUGAAGAAUCGUAGUCUGGCAAGAAAAUUCAUACAGCUGUAUGGGACACCAAAGAAUAUUGACAUUUGGAUUGGGUCACUUGCAGAGCCCUUUGUAAAUGGAGGAAGAGUUGGUCCUCUCAUGGCUUGUAUCAUUGGCACACAGUUCAGGAACCUACGUGAUGGAGACAGGUUUUGGUGGGAGAAUAAAGGGAUUUUCACUCCUCAGCAGCGCUGUUCACUGGCCAAAAUAUCCUUAUCACAAAUAAUAUGUGACAACACCCACAUCUCUAAAGUGUCAAGAAAUAUCCUUCGGGCCAAUAGAUAUCCUCAUGACUUUGUGAGCUGUAGUCAGAUCCCAAAGCUGGACCUCAGACCUUGGAAGUCAAGGAGGACUGAAGAAGGUACAAAAUGA